This is a messenger RNA of Cucurbita pepo subsp. pepo (vegetable marrow), 465 nucleotides long. Lineage: Eukaryota; Viridiplantae; Streptophyta; Magnoliopsida; Cucurbitales; Cucurbitaceae. The record is from RefSeq and is a predicted model, not a curated record.
AUGGACGCCAAAUACACCAUUGGAAUGCUUGAAAGUCACCACCAACAUCACACUACUCGACCCAUUGAUUUCAUGGACACCAAAAUGGACGCCAUUGUUGGGAAUGCUCAUUACCCUACAAACCCUGAUCACUUAGCCAUGGUUGGUGGGCUAGCUGGAGAUCACAUCGCCGCCGCCGGGCAUACUCUGUCGCCGAGUUUCCAUGGCCUUUGCUCCCCUUAUGGGCUGUCACUCGAUGGGAACACCAUUGGACAAGGACUGAUGAUUCCUUAUGAUCAGCAUGAACCAAAUGAGGAGCCAAAUGCAAUGGAUGUGAAACCAAAUACAAAGCUUCUGGCUUUGGAAUGGCAAGAUCAGGGAUGUUCAGACAAAGUUGAAUCGUAUGGAUACAUAAAUGGAAUUGGGUCGUCUUGGAAUGGGAUGAUGAAUGGAUAUGGACCAUCAACAACGAACCCAUUGGUGUAA